GUUAAAUAUAGCACGCGCAAGCCAGCUCCUCAACAAAGUCAUUGCUCUGACGGUGUUUUGAAGGGAGCAGAAGACGAGAAACCUAAUCUCAGAACCCAACAACACCUAGCAACAGUUGAAAAAACUUUUAAACAAAAGUCUGGGUGGGAGAUAUACAACAGCCUCCAAUUUCUGCUGAUCGGGAUUUCAGGGAGAAGAAGCUGCUUUCCCUUUCCCUGUACUCAGUUUCCUGCAUGACUUCAGCUAUUGGCUAGUCCUGGGAAAGAAAGUGGGAAAAGCUUUUUCCUCUGUAUUCUUUUGGGCUGGAUAGUUUUCCAGGACUCCAGUCUCUCUUGGGCUGUGGGACAAGCCACUGUUUCUUCAAAGGAUAAACUACCUCCAUAAAGGACAUACCCUUGGUUAAACGAGCUGCCAUCAGGUGGGAAUGAGAUCCAGAAACCAGGGUGGUGAAAGUUCAUCCAACGGGCAUAUCUCCUGCCCCAAAUCCUCCAUCAUAAGCAAUGUCGAUGAUAAAAGUCUCUCAGAAGAUGCAAAAAAGAAGAACAAAUCAAAUAGAAAGGAGGAUGAUGUCAUGGCCUCAGGAACCGUCAAACGACACCUAAAACCAUCUGGAGAAAGUGAAAAAAAGAAUAAGAAAUCCUUGGAGUUAUCCAAAGAAGACCUCAUCCAGCUACUCAGUAUAAUGGAAGGAGAGUUGCAGGCCAGGGAAGAUGUGAUCCACAUGCUGAAGACGGAGAAAACCAAGCCUGAGGUUCUGGAGGCUCAUUACGGGUCUGCGGAGCCAGAGAAAGUGCUGCGGGUCCUGCACCGAGACGCCAUCCUAGCCCAGGAGAAAUCCAUAGGAGAAGAUGUCUACGAGAAACCAAUUUCAGAGCUGGACAGACUUGAGGAAAAACAGAGAGAAACCUACCGGCGCAUGCUAGAGCAACUGUUGCUGGCAGAGAAGUGUCACAGGCGCACGGUGGACGAGUUAGAAAACGAGAAGCACAAACACACUGACUACAUGAACAAGAGCGACGACUUCACCAACCUGCUGGAGCAGGAGCGGGAGAGAUUGAAAAAGCUCCUUGAACAAGAAAAGGCUUACCAAGCCCGCAAAGAAAAGGAAAAUGCUAAGAGGCUCAAUAAACUAAGAGAUGAGCUUGUGAAACUGAAAUCCUUUGCACUCAUGCUGGUGGAUGAAAGACAAAUGCAUAUUGAGCAACUUGGCCUGCAAAGCCAGAAAGUACAAGACCUUACUCAGAAACUGAGGGAAGAAGAAGAAAAACUCAAAGCCAUUACUUCCAAAUCCAAAGAGGACAGGCAGAAAUUGCUGAAGUUAGAAGUGGAUUUUGAAAGCAAGGCUUCGAGGUUUUCCCAAGAGCAUGAAGAGAUGAAUGCUAAGUUGGCUAAUCAAGAGUCUCACAACAGGCAACUUAGACUCAAACUGGUUGGCUUAACUCAAAGAAUCGAGGAGCUAGAAGAGACCAACAAAAAUCUGCAAAAGGCAGAGGAAGAACUUCAGGAAUUAAGAGAUAAAAUUGCCAAAGGGGAAUGUGGCAACUCCAGCCUCAUGGCAGAAGUGGAAAAUCUCAGGAAGCGUGUGCUUGAAAUGGAGGGUAAAGAUGAGGAGAUCACUAAAACUGAAUCCCAGUGCAGGGAAUUGAGGAAGAAGUUGCAAGAGGAAGAACAUCAUAGUAGGGAGCUCAAACUUGAAGUUGAGAAGUUACAAAAGAGAAUGUCCGAACUGGAGAAAUUGGAAGAAGCAUUUAGCAAGAGUAAAUCUGAAUGCACCCAGCUACACUUAAAUCUGGAGAAAGAAAAGAACUUAACCAAAGACCUGCUAAAUGAACUGGAGGUGGUCAAGCGUCGAGUUAAAGAGCUGGAAUGUUCUGAAAGUAGAUUGGAAAAGGCUGAAUUAAGCCUAAAAGAUGAUCUUACAAAGUUGAAGUCAUUUACUGUGAUGCUGGUUGAUGAAAGGAAAAACAUGAUGGAAAAAAUAAAGCAAGAAGAGAGAAAAGUGGAUGGACUCAAUAAAAAUUUUAAGGUGGAACAAGGAAAGGUUAUGGAUGUAACUGAGAAACUAAUCGAAGAAAGUAAGAAGCUUUUAAAACUGAAAUCUGAAAUGGAGGAAAAAGUAUAUAAUUUGACAAAAGAGAGGGACGAGUUAAUAGGCAAACUGAAAAGUGAAGAAGAAAAAUCAUCUGAAUUAAGCUGCAGUGUUGACUUAUUAAAGAAGAGACUUGAUGGGAUAGAGGAAGUGGAAAGAGAAAUAACAAGAGGAAGGUCUCGAAAAGGACCUGAACUCACCUGCCCAGAAGAUAACAAGAUUAAGGAACUAACACUUGAAAUUGAGAGACUGAAGAAACGUCUCCAACAACUGGAGGUGGUCGAAGGGGAUUUGAUGAAGACGGAAGAUGAGUAUGAUCAGCUGGAGCAGAAGUUUAGAACAGAGCAGGAUAAGGCUAAUUUCCUCUCUCAGCAACUGGAGGAGAUUAAGCACCAAAUUGCCAAGAAUAAAGCAAUAGAGAAAGGUGAGGCCGUGAGCCAGGAAGCUGAGCUGAGACACAGAUUUCGGUUGGAAGAAGCUAAAAGUCGAGACUUAAAAGCCGAAGUGCAAGCUCUUAAAGAGAAGAUUCAUGAAUUAAUGAACAAAGAAGAUCAGCUUUCUCAGCUCCAAGUGGAUUAUUCUGUCCUUCAACAAAGAUUUAUGGAAGAAGAAAAUAAGAACAAAAACAUGGGACAGGAGGUCUUCAAUCUGACCAAAGAGUUGGAGCUUUCUAAGCGUUACAGCCGAGCUCUGAGACCCAGCAUGAAUGGGAGAAGAAUGGUAGAUAUUCCUGUGACCUCAACUGGAGUCCAGACUGAUGCUGUCAGCAGUGACGCGACAGAGGAGGAAACACCAGCAGUAUUUAUACGGAAAUCCUUCCAAGAAGAAAAUCAUAUCAUGAGUAAUCUUCGACAGGUGGGAUUGAAAAAACCCAUGGAACGAUCCUCUGUCCUAGACAGGUACCCUCCAGCAGCCAAUGAGCUCACUAUGCGAAAGUCGUGGAUUCCAUGGAUGAGAAAAAGGGAAAAUGGGCCCUCAAUCAUUCAAGAGAAAGGGCCGCGAACAAGUUCCAGUCCAGGGCACCCAGGAGAGCUGGUUCUUUCACCAAAACAGGGCCAGCCCCUGCAUAUUCGAGUGACACCAGAUCAUGAGAACAGCACUGCAACUUUGGAGAUAACAAGCCCGACAUCUGAAGAAUUUUUCUCUAGUACCACUGUCAUUCCUACAUUAGGGAAUCAGAAACCAAGGAUAACCAUUAUUCCAUCACCAAAUAUUAUGUCCCAAAAACAGAAAAGUGGAGAUAGUACCCUUGGCACAGAACGAGCCAUGUCCCCAGUCACAAUUACCACAUAUUCCAGAGAGAAAACCCCAGACAGCGGAAGAGGUGCAUUUGCGGACAGGCCCACAUCCCCCAUUCAGAUAAUGACAGUGUCUACAUCAGCUGCCCCCGCUGAGAUCGCAGUCCCUCCUGACUCCCAGGAAAUGCCCAUGGGAAGGACUGUCCUCAAAGUCACCCCAGAAAAACAGACUGUUCCAACUCCUGUACGGAAAUACAACUCCAAUGCCAAUAUCAUAACCACAGAAGACAAUAAAAUUCACAUUCAUUUAGGUUCUCAGUUUAAGCGAUCCCCUGGGACUUCAGCAGAAGGAGCAAGUCCGGUUAUUACCGUCCGACCUGUCAACGUGACAGCUGAAAAGGAGGUUUCCACUGGCACUGUCCUUCGCUCUCCCAGGAACCAUCUCUCCUCACGACCUGGUGCAAACAAAGUGACAAGCACUAUCACCAUAACACCAGUCACAACCUCAUCUACUCGAGGAACCCAGUCAGUGUCAGGACAAGACGGGUCAUCCCAGCGGCCUACGCCCACCCGCAUUCCUAUGUCAAAAGAAAGCAUCAUCAUUCACCAGUUACGUAUGAACUCCAGAUGAAAUGGUAAACCAAGCACAUAUUGGGUGUGUGUACUUCCUCUGAAUCCCUGUUGAACGGAUAGUGUUUCUACAGCUCUCCAUCAUCACUAAGGUCCUCCGUUCUACUGAUCACUACUGAAAAUAGUUUUCUACUUCCAGUGAUUUUUUUUUUUUGAGGCUAUAAUGUAAAAGCUGAAAAUGGCAUUGCUGAAAACAUAAAAAUAGGUUGCAAGAAUGACUUAAUCUUUGUGUCAAAAGAAAUUUUUCUUCCUUUUGAAAAGCUUUCAGGUCCAUGGGCACAUGCUAUGUAAUUUAUUUUUAUAAUACACUUUGUAAUGUGAUUUUUUUCCUAAAGUGUUUCCUUUUUCAUAGUCUAUGGCACAUAUAUACUAUGUAGAAUAUACUGUCAGUUCUUCAAAGCAUGGGUAUUGGUGCAUUAAUAACAGUUAUCUAUGAUUGUUUUCUUUUAUCAAUUUGUUGUUUCUGAAGAAAAGAAAGUACAACACAUUAUAUAUUUCCUGGGGUAAACUCAAGAGUUAAAGAGAGAAGCAGGAGCUUUUGGAAGAGUUUUUAUUAUUGUUUGUACAAUGCUGUGAUUCUGAUCAUGGUUCAACACUAACAAAUAACACUCUGAUUUAAAGUUUAACUUUAAAUACUUAAAUCCCCAGUUUUUAAAGUUGCUCUUUCUAGUGUUCUGUGCCAAAACCCUUGAAUGAAUUGAUUUUCAUAUGGAAUGAAUUAAUAAAAGGAGAUGUAAGAGUUUAACAUGUAAGGAUUGUAGGAACACCUUCAACUGAUAGUUCAAUUAUAUUUGCUUGCAUUAUUUACUUACCUGCACAAGACUCACAAUAAGGAUAUCAAGAUAUUUCUCACAAUCUACCUAAGUAAAAGUCUGAAAACAAAAACUGACCAAGAACAGUAUUAGCAUUUUUUUUAAUGGUAAUAGAAAUCGCAAGAUAGAUAACUUUUUUUCUUGCAGAUGGGAUUUGGACAGAUUUUCAGGAUCAUGCACAGGUUGGAGAAUAUAUUCUUUAAAGAAAAAAAAGCACAUGAAUUACUCAAAUCUCAUUGUCAGAGCUGCUGUUGAUUUUAGAUUUAUGUAAAAAUGUGCAACUAAAGUCUACUUGAAACCCUUAAUAUGGGUUUAUUUGUUUUUUUAAAACAAAGAGUUUGUUAAUGUGGACAUGGUUUCAAUAAGGCCUUUAAAAGAUAGCUUUAAAGAUUUGACACAUCAGUUUCUGAAGGCAGAAGUCAUCUAUCACAUAACUUGACUGAGAUUAACAAAACUAUGCUUCUGGGCAUCACAAGGAUAACUAUUGUAAAAACAACACAAAUAAUAGUGUUGGCCCAUUUCUCUAGUACACAGGUUGUACCCAGAUUUACAAGCCCAGAGGGUAGUCCACACCAAGUCUCUGGAAUAGAAAAAUAAAGGUUGGAUUUCCUCCCCUAUGGGACUUGGUAAGGUUUGAAGGUAUACCUUGUGGAAUUAGCAAAUCAUAUUCAGUAGGUAUUUUAAAUUAAAUAUAUUUUAUGUAAAAUUAGUUUUGAUUUUUGUAAGUAAAAGAAACGCUACAGUAGGCUUGUCCCAGCUUGAAUGAUUGUGUAUACAUCACAUAACCUUCAGGGCUUUUGAUUACUGAUUAAGAAAACUAGAGUGUGUUUGUGUGAAAAUUUAAAAAAUUGUUGUUGGUUUUGUUUUCUGAAAAUGUUUCUAAACUGUAAUGGCAUUUUUAAUUAAGAAAGCAUUUUAUUUAGUAUUGGUAUUUUUUUUCACUCGCAAUUAAGUUCCCUUUUUGCCAAUGUUUAUACUUGUGAUGGCAAAAAUAUUCUGAUAUAUCACAGAUAAGCAUUUGAAGCAAAUAACUUUUUCUCAACCUGUGGAAAUUUUAUUACACUAAUUGUGAAAAUGCUAGAAAAUAAGACUUUAAAUACCUCUUGACUUUAAAAUAUUACAAGUAAUUUAUGUAUAUUUGAGUCUGAAGUUUUUAUUUCUCUUGAGUUUAUAAUGAAAUUUGGUACUUGCAAUGCAGAGUGAGGGUACAAUCAGAGUCAUUUAGAUGGUUCUGGGCUUUUUUUCCACUCAUGCUAUGAAUAAAUCCUCUAUUUAAACCCAAAUGGAAUCAGAGUGACAGAUGGCCAAAAUUAAUUUAAAAAUUGAAAAAUUGUUUAGAAAUUGAAUGGAAUAUGAAAGAAUGGAAUAUUAACAAUAGCCAUAUCCUUAUCUAAUAAAU
Messenger RNA from Pteronotus mesoamericanus, 6168 nucleotides. It is a transcript of the gene FILIP1, whose product is annotated as filamin A interacting protein 1. The transcript has 7 exons. The record is from RefSeq and is a predicted model, not a curated record. Gene Ontology annotation, cellular component: actin cytoskeleton. NCBI's taxonomy places the organism in Eukaryota, Metazoa, Chordata, Mammalia, Chiroptera, Mormoopidae. Bases 425 to 3958 code for a protein of 1177 amino acids.